Molecule: messenger RNA, 1116 nt
Organism: Lodderomyces jiufengensis
Lineage: Eukaryota; Fungi; Ascomycota; Pichiomycetes; Serinales; Debaryomycetaceae
Product: STE24
Exons: 2
Coding region: 1-1116 (371 amino acids)
Biological process (GO): CAAX-box protein processing
Cellular component (GO): endoplasmic reticulum membrane
Molecular function (GO): metalloendopeptidase activity
Source: RefSeq, a predicted model, not a curated record
AUGUUCAAAGUAAGUUUUGAAAAAAAAAAACGAUUUCAGUUACAAACUUUCUUAAAUUAUUCGGUUACUAACAUCAACAACACGUUAUUUUCUUGGAAACCUUUAAUUUCAUCAUUUGUGGUUUUCAAAGGUAUAUUUGAGUUAUGUUUACAAAAAAGACAAUUUCAAAAAAUUUCCAAAAAUCAUGAAGUUACUACAAAUAUUCAUGGAUUUGAUCAACUAAAAAUUGAAAAAGGGAUUCAAUAUUCUUUACUUAAGUUAAAAUUCAAUGGUUUUAAAAUUAUAUAUGAAUCUAUUAUUGAUUUGAUAUUUGUUAAAUUUAAUUUAUAUUAUAAAAUUUGGUCAGUUUGUGCAUGGUUGCUGAAACAAAAUAAUGUUGUUGUUGAAAAUCAAACAAUUUAUUUAAGUCAAACUAUUUUAUUCAUAACAUUAUCUAGUUUUUUAAUAUUAUUAUUUAAAAAAUUACCAAUGAAUUAUAUAGAAAAUUUUCAAAUUGAAAAAAAAUUGGGAUUUUUUAAAUCAGGAAUUUUAAAAUGGAUUAUGUUUGAAUUUUUAAUGACUUUAUUACAGUUGUUUAUUGAUAUUUUAGGAAUCAUAGUUUGUUUAAAAUCAUUUCAGUUUUUCAAUUUUAAAAUUGAAAUUUUCAAAUUACUGAUUAUCACUAUUUUAUUUGGUUGUUUCAUAUUAUUUAUUUAUCCAAUUUUAUCAAGUUUCAUAACUAAACAAAAUGAACUUCCAGAAGGUGAAUUAAGGAUUAAAAUUGAAACUUUUACUGAGAAACAAACUUUUAAAUUGAAAAAAAUCUAUGUUGCUGAAGUAUCAUCUACAACAUCACAUUCUAAUGCAAGUGUUGAAGGAAAUCCAUUAAGUGUUAAAAAGAUUUCAAUUCCAAUAGAUUUGAUAUUUAAAAUUUUAAAAAAUUAUUUACAACAAAAUUUUGAAUAUCAAGCUGAUUCAUUUGCAACAACUUGUGGUUAUAAAGAAUCAAUGAAAAACGCAUUAAUUCGACUUACUGAUCAAAAUUUAUCAAAUACUUCUGAUGAUUGGUUAUAUUCUAGUCUUUAUUCUACUCAUCCUAGUAAGAUUGAUCGAUUAAAUGCCAUUGAUAAAAAUUAG